This is a messenger RNA of Pollicipes pollicipes, 2409 nucleotides long. RefSeq names its product Proteoglycan Cow (gene Cow). Gene Ontology annotation, molecular function: extracellular matrix binding; protein binding; collagen binding. NCBI's taxonomy places the organism in Eukaryota, Metazoa, Arthropoda, Thecostraca, Pollicipedomorpha, Pollicipedidae. The record is from RefSeq and is a predicted model, not a curated record. Bases 203 to 1681 code for a protein of 492 amino acids. Gene Ontology annotation, biological process: anatomical structure development. The transcript has 12 exons.
AACAAAACACCGCGCCUGUGCGGUGGAGCCUCGAUCGGCGUGGUGGUGAUAUCGCGAGGCUCAGAGAUUACUUCGUGCCAGUGCGGUGUAGGGGUGGCGGCAGGGCGUGUCGAUCGGUGCUGUGGUGAGAGGUGAUGUAUUAGCGGCACCGGUGUGCAGCAGCCUUGUUGUGGUGUUCCCUUACGACACUGCCGUCCAAACCAUGCGGCUGCUCGCGGUAGCACUCGCCGUGGCUUUGUGUUCCGUAGCGCUCGCAAAUAAACAGAAGAAAAGCUACGAUGGAGAUUUCUUGUUUGAGGAAGAUGACUGGAAACAGAAGAAAGAAAAGCCUGCUGUGAAAACGUGGAUCUGGGACCCCGAAAACGGGCUCUGCUCGGCGCUGGAGUGCCGCAGCAGCGAGAUGUGCCUGCUGGAGGACUCCUUCACGGCCGUCUGUGUCAGCAGGUCCGAGCUCAAGACCAAUGGGGACCGGAUCAUCAGCCGCCAGCUGGCCGAGGACGAACACCUCAUCAAGUCUGAGCCCUUCACCAGCGAGGGAGAGGAUGACAUCGACGACGACGAGGACGAGGACGACGAGAUCGACCUGGACGAGGAUGAGGACGAGGACGAGGAUGAGUACGAGUACGACGAGGAUGAAGACGAGUAUGACGACGAAAAGGAUGAGGAUGAUGACGAGGAUGCCGACGUGGCGAGGGAGGUGCAGAAAGUGAAAGAGUGCCGAGAGUGCCCUUACACUCACCCGACCGUGUCGACCUACAUCUGCGGCACCGACAACCGCACGUACAGCUCGCUGUGCCGGCUGGAGCAGCACAACUGCAUCCACGACUCCCUCGUCACCACCGACUGCAAGGGCUUCUGUCCGUGCCGCGUGCCCGGCUCCUACUGGCGUCGGAAGCAGAAGCAGCGGGACCGACUGGCGCGGCCUGAGUUCAGCAGCCACCAGAAGAAGCUGGCCAAGACCCGGCUGAAGAAGAAGUACGAUAAGUACAAGCAGGACCAGAAGAGCUACAACAACGUCAAAUACUAUCCCAAGAACACCGGCAAAAGCUACAAGCACCAAACUAGCGCAGAGUGCUCAAAGGAGGAUCUGGACUCGAUGGGCUCCCGUCUGGUAGACUGGUUUGUCGUUCUCAAGGCCACCAGUGGCGGCGCAAAGCCCAAGAGGAAGCAUCACAAGUACUAUAGCACUCACUUCCCGUCCGACUGCAAGAAGAUGGCCCAGUGGAUGUUCCUGCACCUGGACACGGACGCCGACACGCAGCUGACGCAGCGCGAGCUGUUCGCGGUCGAGCGCGACCAGCACGAGCGCUGCCUGAAGCCCUUCCUCGACCGCUGCGACCUCAACGUGGACAUCUUUUUGACGACGCGCGAGUGGUGCCGCUGCUUCGAGACGGUCGACACGCCCUGCAAGAGCCGCACCGCCGACGACGGAGUCCGGCCCGGCGCGUACCUGCCCUCGUGCGACUCGGACGGCUUCUACCGGCCAACUCAGUGCCACGGCAGUCAGUGCUGGUGCGCGGACCGGUACGGUGUUGAGCUGAAGGGUACUCGGGGACGCCGAGGCACCACGCGCUGCGAUGGCGACAACGCGCGAUACGACGCCGACUUCAACGUGGCGGACGAGGAUGACGAGGACAACUACGUCAUCGACGGUAGCGGCGACGGCCUGCAGGAGUUCUAACUCCCUCGUCUGGGGUCUGAGGCGCCCUCCUUCGGCCUUCCCCCCCCCCCUCUCCGGCGGCGGCGGCGGCUCCCACGCCGCUGUCGCCGUGCCUGUGACGGCAGCUCGCGCGACCCCUGUGUGGCGCCGCUCGGCAGCGUCAGACGAGCGUGGCGCGCGGCGGCCGCCCGCCACGGCGCGUGUGUGUGAUCUUGUCACCUUCUCGUCCCCUGCUCUGUCCCCUCGGCGGUUCUUGGCGAACCCGGACUGUGGCGCCGCGCCGACGUCUCGCUCAGCUCCGCCCCGGACCCGCCGGCGGUCCGGACGGCUGCCGGCGCGCGCUGACGCUCCACUGCGAGGGCGGCGUCCUCGGCCUGCGGCGCGGGAGACGCGUCCUCGGGAGGAACGUGCGGUCCCCCUCCUCGUCCUCUCGGCGCGGAGGGCGGCGUCCUCGGGAGGGACGUGCGGUCCCCCUCCUCCUCCUCUCAGCGCGCGCCCCGGCUCCUCUAGACGGCAGCCAGCGCUUGGUGUUUGUGUGUUAGAGCAUACGCUGCCCCGUGAACCGCUUAGCCAGGUGCUCAGAGCGCCAGGAUUAUCGUAGGGGCACCCUAGAGACGACGCCGCCGGGGCUGUCUGGCUUGAACGACAUCUGUUGCAUUCCAGCGAGGUACAAUAUGUUCUACUUAUUUGUGAGGCGUUUAUUCUCAACGGAAUCGUGCCAUGGAGUAAUAUACUACUAACAAUACAUG